AUGGUAGAGGUGGCACAGUUUUACAUCAGCAAUUCAAACUCCAUUGAGGGUCCUGGGGAGGAGGAGAAAUAUAAGGAGGCAAAGGGCAAAAGGCGAGGAAAGUCAGCUGGAAGAGAGAUUCCUGCUGUUGGAUUUGCUCCUGAUCCCACAGCCGAACGCGAUCUCGACAAUGCCAGUCCUGCGACUAUUGACUUUUGCGGAAAAUUCAAGUGUCACUACUGCAUCUUCGUCUACUUAGCGUCUAAUGAAGUAGACGACGAGCUGUAUCCGUUCUUCCGCUCCGAAUGCGCCGAAAUGGUAAAAAACGCGGAGAUCUGUGACCUGGCACGGUGUCGCUUAUUGAGGUCUGAAGAGGUGCAAGGAUCGCUGAAGGAUCGUCGGUUGAAGGCUCUUGAGGCACAAACCCAGUGCUCCGUAAAGCUGGGCAAACUGCACGGGCGAAGAUCUAUCAUCAAGGGUCUGCCGCGGCGGCGUCUCACCAUCGCAGGGCCCUCCUUCAAUCACAUUUGUCAUGCGGUACAGAUGAUGGAACACAUGUUUCCGCGCCUUAUGCAAUAUGCUAUAUUCCCCUAUCGCUUUCCUGUUGAGAGCGAUCUACUAAAAUUCCAAUCAAACCGUACCUUUGACCAUCACUCACACGAGGCCGCUCUCCGAUUGCCUGGUGCUUCCAGUCUGACUUCACAAGUCGACGACCAUAGCAACUGGCGCAAGUUCAUUUGCCCAAAAUGA
Echinococcus granulosus is the source of this 729-nucleotide messenger RNA. RefSeq lists its product as hypothetical. The record is from RefSeq and is a predicted model, not a curated record. The transcript has 2 exons. The coding region runs from base 1 to 729 and encodes 242 amino acids. NCBI's taxonomy places the organism in Eukaryota, Metazoa, Platyhelminthes, Cestoda, Cyclophyllidea, Taeniidae.